CGCCGUAUUUCUGGUCCGCUCCCAGCACUGGGAAAACAUCGCCCGCUAUCCAAAUAUCCAGCUCCGUCUAUAUGGCCUUCUCAGGACAAGGAAUAUCAGCCGCGAAUUAUUCCGUAUCCCCAGCUUUAGCUGGCUAGAUUCACCAACCUGCACUUAACGACGUUAUAAGGUUGCCAUAGAUCGUCAUCAUGAGUCUAUUGGAAGAACGGAAAAGCACACAGUAAUGCAUUCUUCUCCCAGCACCACCAUCACCAUCGCCGUUGUCGGAGGGGGAAUAGCAGGAUUAGCCACUUUUAUCUCGUUAAAUCGGCUUCCCAAUGUCUCUGUGCAUGUUUUCGAGCAAGCAUCUGAGCUACGCGAAGUUGGAGCCUCAAUAGCGAUAGGACCGAAUGGGCUUCGCGGUUUGGAGGAAAUAGGUGUACCAGAAGCGUUGAGCGAUGAUGUUGGCUUUCGGAGUGAUCAUGGAAUACCGCACGUUUUUCAGCAUUGGAGUACUGGGGAAGUCCUCGCACUGGAAAGACAUUCAGCAGGCGUGACCGAACGUCGACACCAUACCUCACGUUUCUUCCGGCCACAUCUGGUGGAGGUCCUGGCCAGCCAUAUACCGGCAGAGAAUCUUCAUCUUGGAAAGAGACUCGUUGAUGUUGAAUUUGAAGUCAGUGGUCGUCCGGUCCUCAAGUUUGAAGAUGGUCAAACCUUCAUGGCCGAUCUGGUAGUAGGUGCUGAUGGAAUCAAAUCGCGUGUUAGAAGUACCUACCUACCUAAUUUCAAAAUUCAACAUACAGGAAAUAUAUUUCUACGCGCAGUCUUCCCAAUAUCUCGACUCUCAGAUUUGGAUCUGCCUCGGAUCCGGAACACGGUUCAUACCAUUGGCCCAGAUCGCACGUUUUUCUCUUCCGCACUAGGUUGGGCUCGCACAAUCUUACGCCCGGGAUUGUUGCUGAUCGGGGUUAACGUUUACUUCAUUAGCGAACGACCUAUUUACUGUCGUUACCAGCAAAUACGAAGGCCUCGAGAGCCCCAUUUGGAGAGACAAACAAUGGGAUCAGGAAGCCGAUUUAGAGCGUUUUCGUUCUUACUUCGACAAGGACUGGAACCCUACCAUCCGUGCUCUCGUUUCGCGGACGGAAAACCUUCGUGUAUACCCUACUCUGAGCUCAGAGGGAAUUCCCGAAGCCACAUGGAGGAAUCGUAUAGUGUUGGUCGGUGACUCCUUCCAUCCUUUUGGUGGAGCCUUCGCAGCAGGUGGUGGAAUGGCUAUCGAUGAUGCCGUGGCACUCUACCUCGCUCUUUCACACACGCAAGGGAAUUUACCUGCGGCGUUGGGACUGUACGAAGCCACGCGAAGGCCGCAAGUGGAGAGGGUUAUGGAGGCGGUGAAUGUAAAUCGUAAGAACGCUGGAGAGUGGAGGGAUGAUGAGAAAAUUAGGAAGAUGGCGAGUACUAGGCAGGACGGUUAUGGGGCUUGGUUACACGAGCAUGAUGUUCAUGAGGCGUUCAGGGCAGCUCUUCUCCGUCUCGGGAUACCAAACACGGAGAGUGCGUUUUGAUCUAAUGGGAAAUGGUAGCGCGUUAUCGAUCAGGAGUGCCUGAAAUAUUUGUACAGUAUACACGAGUCAGUCGUGCAACCCACUUUUAUCC
Messenger RNA from Marasmius oreades (fairy-ring Marasmius), 1641 nucleotides. RefSeq lists its product as uncharacterized. The record is from RefSeq and is a predicted model, not a curated record. The transcript has 5 exons. NCBI's taxonomy places the organism in Eukaryota, Fungi, Basidiomycota, Agaricomycetes, Agaricales, Marasmiaceae. The coding region runs from base 224 to 1210 and encodes 328 amino acids. Gene Ontology annotation, molecular function: FAD binding; monooxygenase activity.